GUUAUUGCUUUGCUCGUUAUCCUAUCACCAUGGUCAUUGAUCUAAAUAAUUUGAUUCCUAACGAAUUAAUGCUUGUUUUUUCAGUCGCUUGCGUAGUUCUAGUCGCUGUUGGAAGUGCGUUGCUUCGCCGUUACAAGUAUUACCAACGAUGCGAAAAAGUACCCGGACCGCCUGCCCAGAUUCCGCUUUUCGGGAGCGCCACUGAAUUUUUUCUUCCACCUGAAAAAAUCUUGCCGCAUAUCAUGGAAUUAUACAAAAAAUAUAACAAGAAAUCACUCAUUCGAAUCUGGAUAGGGCCUCAACCCUGGUUUGCACUCGGAUCGGCGGAGAGUGCGGAGACGGUGCUUAGCAGUACUAAGCUUAUCGAUAAAGGCCCCGAGUAUGAUUAUAUCCGCCCAUGGCUAGCUACAGGCUUAUUGACAAGCACUGGCAGCAAGUGGCACCAACGGCGUAAAUUGCUGACACCGACAUUUCACUUCAAGAUUCUCGAGGACUUUGUCCACGUUUUUAACGAACAGAGUGCCAUACUCGUCGAAAGGCUGCACAAGAAAGUCAAUCAGGAUUUCGACGUAUUCCCGUUCAUCACGUUGUGCACACUGGAUGUGAUUUGCGAAACGGCCAUGGGUCUCCAUGUGAAUGCACAAAAUCAGAGUGAUUCUGAUUACGUCAAAGCUCUUUAUAACAUGAGCCACAUCAUCCAGUCGAGACAAACGCAACCUUGGCUCCAACCAGAUUGGCUCUUUCGGCUAUUUCCAUACGGAUUCGAACAGAAGAGAUGCUUGUCAAUUCUUCAUGGUUUCACUGAUCAGGUGAUUCGUGAGCGAAAAAUUAAACACAAACAACGUACUGCCCAGCAACAACAGAAGGUGGAGUCACCAGAUGGAGAAGAAUGUAUGCCAAAGAAAACCCGUUUAGCAUUGCUCGAUCUUUUAAUUGAAGCCUCUCAAAAUGGCAAAGUUCUCACCGACCUAGAUAUCCGCGAAGAAGUCGAUACCUUUAUGUUUGAAGGUCAUGACACAACUGCUGCCGCCAUCAACUGGUCUCUAUUUCUCAUAGGUAAUCAUCCUGAAGUUCAGGAGAAAGUGAAUGAGGAACUCGAUCGGGUGUUUGGCAAUUCUGAUCGUCCAGUAACAAUGGCCGAUUUAAGUGAACUGAAAUAUCUCGAAUGCUGCAUCAAAGAAGCCCUUCGGUUAUAUCCGAGCGUGCCAUUUUUUAGCCGGCUCGUCAAAGAAGACACCACCAUUUGUGGUUACGAUAUCCCAGCCGGGGCUUCGCUCGUAGCCAUGUCUUACGUCAUACAUCGAGAUCCUACCUAUUUCCCGGAUCCCGAACGUUUCCAACCUGAUCGCUUCUUCCCCGAAAACGCUCGUGGUCGGCAUCCUUAUGCAUACGUUCCGUUCAGCGCGGGACCACGCAACUGCAUCGGGCAAAAAUUUGCUAUGAUGGAAGAGAAAGUUAUUCUCGCGUCUGUGUUUCGUCGCUUUCAUGUUAAAGCCUUGGACAAACCAACUGACUUACCUGUCGUGACUGAACUGAUCCUACGACCGCUUGACGCGAUUCGAGUACGACUGACCAGACGUUGUUGACGUACUAAAUGACAGUUUUUCCCCGUAUAUUCAUAAACCACUCGAAAUUGGGUGCACAGGGGAACCACGUACCGCCGUCUCUCGGCAGUGGACCUUAAACCGUCGAAAUUCGCUGAAUUUUCCCACAG
Daphnia carinata is the source of this 1714-nucleotide messenger RNA. Its product is annotated as cytochrome P450 4C1-like. Gene Ontology annotation, molecular function: oxidoreductase activity, acting on paired donors, with incorporation or reduction of molecular oxygen; iron ion binding; monooxygenase activity. The coding region runs from base 30 to 1586 and encodes 518 amino acids. The record is from RefSeq and is a predicted model, not a curated record. The transcript has 14 exons. Lineage: Eukaryota; Metazoa; Arthropoda; Branchiopoda; Diplostraca; Daphniidae.